CUCUCUCUGUCUGAUCCGAUCCCUCCUCCACAGAAACUCGCCUAACUGUCGCCGCCGGUUUCGUUUCCGGCCACCUCCAGCUGAUCAGAUCCUCACUCCUUCCCGCCAUGGCUUCUCUCACUCCCCGCCACCGAUCCGACUGGCUCGUCCUCGACGCUCCCAGCUACUCGUAGAUCUUGCGACCUCGAUAUCCAUUUCCGCUUCGCCGGUGGCUCUCUUUUCCGAGAUAAGAUUUUAUUUACAGUCUUCGUAGCUUCCUUGAUUCACUUAGUCGCGGUUUUCCGGUGUUUAUAGUGGUUUUGGAGUCUGAGUGAGUCUUGGAGCGGUUAAAGAUUCGAAGCUUCGUCGUGGAUCUUCAGUAUUGCGCUUUGAAUCUAAAGAUUUUGGAUUUUUAUUUUGUUUCGUUUUGAUUAUUUUGGAGUGAGUUUUAAUCUGUUGAGAUAUGGAAGAUCGAAACGCGAGAGUGAACAGUGGAAUGUCCGACGUCGUCGCCGGCUGCGUGAUGCCGUAUAUCGUCGACGCGAAGGACCGCGACGCCGUUUCGUUGGUGUGCCGGCGGUGGUACGAGCUGGACGCGCUCACGCGCGAGCACGUGACCAUCGCGCUCUGCUACACCACGACUCCCGAGCGGCUCAAGAGGCGGUUCCGGCAGCUCAAGUCGCUCCAGCUCAAGGGGAAGCCGAGGGCGGCGAUGUUUAAUCUGAUACCGGAGGAUUGGGGAGGCUUUGUGACGCCGUGGGUGGAGGAGAUUGCCCAGUCGUUUAAGAGCUUGAAGACUUUGCAUUUCCGGAGAAUGAUUGUGAGGGAUUCGGACCUGGAGCUCUUGGCUAGGUCGCGCGGCAAGGAGCUUCUGUGUCUUAAGCUGGACAAGUGCUCGGGGUUUUCGACUGACGGCCUUGCCCAUAUCACUCGCUCCUGCAGGGAUUUAAGGACCUUGCUCUUGGAGGAGAGCUUGAUAAUCGAGAAAGAGGAUGAAUGGGGUGAAUGGCUACAUGAGCUUGCUACUAACAAUACUGUGCUUGAGACUUUAAACUUUUAUAUGACGGAUCUUGGCAGAAUCAGAUUUGAAGAUCUCGAACUCAUAGCUAAGAAUUGCCCGUCCUUAACCUCAGUGAAAAUUAGCGACUGUGAGAUUUUGGAUCUUCUGGGUUUCUUCCGUUAUGCAGCUGCUCUAGAAGAAUUUUGUGGAGGUUCCUUUAAUGAUCAAUCCGAGAGGUACUCAGGUGUAUCAUUGCCAAGAAAGUUAUCUCGUUUGGGUCUAACUAUGAUGGGGAAGAAUGAGAUGCCUAUUGUAUUCCCAUUAGCGCCCCUCCUCAUAAAGUUGGAUCUCCUCUAUGCAUUGCUUGACACUGAAGACCACUGUACUUUAAUCCAAAAGUGCCCCAACUUGCAAGUUCUUGAGACAAGGAAUGUCAUUGGCGAUAGAGGCUUAGAAGUUCUUGCUCGGAGUUGCAAGAAACUGAGAAGGCUUCGAAUUGAGAGAGGUGCUGAUGAGCAAGGGAUGGAGGACGAAGAUGGAAUUGUUUCACAGAGGGGUCUGAUGGCUUUGGCACAGGGUUGCCUGGAACUGGAGUACUUGGCUGUCUAUGUAUCAGAUAUCACAAAUCUAUCUCUGGAAUGCAUUGGGACUCAUUCUAAAAAUUUAAAUGAUUUUCGCCUUGUACUGCUUGACCGUGAAGUGGUGAUAUCAGAUUUACCACUUGACAAUGGCGUUAGAGCUUUAUUGAUGGGCUGCCAAAAGCUUCGGAGGUUUGCUUUGUAUCUCCGCCCUGGGGGUUUGACUAACGUGGGGCUUGGGUAUGUGGGCCGGUAUAGUCCAAAUGUAAGAUGGAUGCUUCUAGGUUAUGUUGGUGACUGUGAUAAAGGGCUUGAAGAGUUUUCGAAGGGUUGCCCUAGUCUGCAGAAACUAGAAAUGAGGGGCUGUUGCUUCAGUGAGGGUGCACUUGCUUCUGCAGUGAUUCAGCUGCCUUCGCUAAGGUAUCUGUGGGUGCAAGGGUACAGGGGAUCCCCGACAGGUCAAGAUCUUUUGGCAAUGGUUCGCCCAUAUUGGAAUAUUGAGUUGAUUCCCCCGAGAAGAGUUGAUGUUCCUGAUGAGAUCGGGGAGGGAGUUGUGGUUGAGCAUCCAGCUCACAUUCUUGCAUACUACUCUCUUGCUGGACCACGAACAGAUUUUCCAGAUAGUGUUAUCCCCUUGGAUCCAGAGGCUUUGAUUAAUGCUUAGAGCUGUACAUACAAGCUUCUUUUUUGUUCAGAUCACAGUUUCCCCCACCGCACCUUGUUCAUAGAUUUAUGCAAUAACUUUCUUUUCUUUUUGGAUAGUUGAGGGUUUCAAUAUUUUAAAUUUCAUUUUAUUUCUAGACUUUAGUGUGGCAAUAAGUUUCAUGCUCUUUGUAAUUUGAAAGGUACCUGGCACUCCGGGGCAAUUAGCUACUGAGCUUCAGUUUCAGUACCAUAGUUAUUUGUAUUAGUCUGAUGAGUUGAUAU
Molecule: messenger RNA, 2484 nt
Organism: Argentina anserina (silverweed cinquefoil)
Lineage: Eukaryota; Viridiplantae; Streptophyta; Magnoliopsida; Rosales; Rosaceae
Product: coronatine-insensitive protein 1
Exons: 3
Coding region: 443-2221 (592 amino acids)
Biological process (GO): SCF-dependent proteasomal ubiquitin-dependent protein catabolic process
Cellular component (GO): SCF ubiquitin ligase complex
Source: RefSeq, a predicted model, not a curated record